Messenger RNA from Syngnathus acus (greater pipefish), 2206 nucleotides. Its product is annotated as BTB/POZ domain-containing protein 3-like. The record is from RefSeq and is a predicted model, not a curated record. NCBI's taxonomy places the organism in Eukaryota, Metazoa, Chordata, Actinopteri, Syngnathiformes, Syngnathidae. Gene Ontology annotation, molecular function: protein binding. The transcript has 6 exons. The coding region runs from base 238 to 1698 and encodes 486 amino acids. Gene Ontology annotation, biological process: neurogenesis; dendrite morphogenesis; cerebral cortex development. Gene Ontology annotation, cellular component: cytosol.
AGUCGAACAAGACACCAUCUCGGCUCGUCUUCAACAGUCGACAACAAAAAGUGCAUCUUCCUUCGACAAGUUCAUCUUUUGUAAACCCUCCGCAGGCUCCGGCGAUGCACGUCAACGCGUGUGAAAAACUUUUACGUUCUCCCGAGACCCGUUUGUGAGCCGUUUUGAGCGUGAGGCCGGCCCGCCGGCCGGCGGCUGCCAUGAGCGCCAGGCGCUCUGCGGCGUGACUGCUAGACAAUGGCCGCGGAGUUGUUUCCCGGCAAGAAGCUUCUUCCGUCCGCCUCGGAGCAGCAGCAGGAGGAGGAGGAGGAGGAGGAGGAGCAGCAGCAGCAGCGGCGGCAGGACCAGGAGUGCCAUCCCACGCACGACUAUCAGAACCUGAGCAGCAGCAGCAACAACAACGGCGGCGGCUCCGGCUGCGCCUGGCAGGGCCUUUACCCCACCAUCCGCGAGAGGAACUCAGUCAUGUUUAACAAUGACAUGAUGGCAGACGUCUACUUUGUGGUGGGACCGCCGGGCGGCACGCAGCGGGUUCCGGGCCACAAGUACGUCCUGGCGGUGGGCAGCUCGGUGUUCCACGCCAUGUUCUACGGCGAGCUGGCCGAGGACCGCGACGAGAUCCGCAUCCCCGACGUGGAGCCGCCGUCCUUUCUGGCCAUGCUCAGGUACAUCUACUGCGACGAGAUCGAGCUGUGCGCCGACACGGUUCUGGCCACGCUGUACGCCGCCAAGAAGUACAUUGUGCCGCACCUGGCGCGCGCCUGCGUCAACUUCCUGGAGACCAGCCUGAGCGCCAAGAACGCCUGCGUGCUGCUGUCUCAGAGCUGCCUCUUCGAGGAGCCCGAGCUGACUCAGCGCUGCUGGGAGGUGAUCGACGCCCAGGCCGAGCUGGCGCUGCGCUCCGACGGCUUCUGCGACAUCGACGCGCACACGCUGGAGAGCAUCCUGCGCCGCGAGACGCUCAACGCCAAGGAGACGGUGCUGUUUGAGGCAGCGCUCAACUGGGCCCGGGCCGAGUGCCGGCGCCGGGAACUGGGCCCCACCGUGGAGAACAAGAGACUGGUGCUGGGCAAGGCCAUCUACCUGAUCCGCAUCCCCGCCAUGGCUCUGGAGGACUUUGCCAACGGGGCGGCGCAGUCUGGCGUGCUGACGCUGAACGAGACCAACGACAUCUUCCUGUGGUACACGGCGGCCAACAAGCCCGAGCUGCUGUUCUGCAGCAAGCCCCGGCGGGGCCUGGCGCCGCAGCGCUGCCACCGCUUCCAGUCGUGCGCCUACCGCAGCAACCAGUGGCGCUACCGCGGCCGCUGCGACAGCAUCCAGUUCGCCGUGGACAAGCGCGUCUUUGUGGCCGGCUUCGGCCUCUACGGCUCCAGCUGCGGCUCGGCCGAGUACGGCGCCAAGAUGGAGCUGAAGCGGCAGGGCGCCGCCGUGGCCCAGCGCGCCGUCAAGUACUUCUCGGACGGCUCCAGCUCCACCUUCGCCGUCUGGUUCGAGCACCCGGUGCAGAUCGAGCCCGACGCCUUCUACACGGCCAGCGUGGUGCUGGACGGCAACGAGCUCAGCUACUUUGGCCAGGAGGGCAUGACAGAGGUGCAGUGCGGCAAGGUCACCUUCCAGUUCCAGUGCUCCUCGGACAGCACCAACGGCACCGGCGUGCAGGGCGGACAGAUUCCCGAGCUCAUCUUCUACGCCUGACCGAGGGAAAAUAGCCGCCCGUUUCCCUGGCGCCGACGAUGGGCCUCCUCGCCGCUCUCUUUCUUGCCUUAAAAAUGAGCUGACGCAAAACCUUUCCUCUGUGACUUUUGAUCGGUUGACUUGGGGAGUUUUGGGUGACGUUUUUGUCUGUACUUGUGAGUCCGAGCGGCACCAGAAGCAAACAAAGUGAUGCGGCGGUCGGUUACUCUGCUCCUCACCUGCGGAACAAACCCUCAGCUCAUCCGAGUCGGGGCUGAAAUUGAAAACUUGUUUACCGCGGCAUUCUCGUCAAUCAAUCCUUGAUUCUCCUGAUUUCAUAGCCAUUUCUCAUUUCUGCUAUCUCGACUGAUGCUUGGUUUUAAUCAUUUUACUCUCAAUUUGAGAUGAUUGUAUGAUUUCUGCAAUGUCUCCUUAUUUCGAUCCUAAUUAUAUUACUCUGAAUUGUUUUGUACAUGAAAUGUGAUCUAUAAAUAAACUUGCCUAUAUAUAUAUAUAAAUUAGCAAACUA